Messenger RNA from Nasonia vitripennis (jewel wasp), 1179 nucleotides. RefSeq names its product odorant receptor 191 (gene Or191). Gene Ontology annotation, biological process: detection of chemical stimulus involved in sensory perception of smell; sensory perception of smell. Gene Ontology annotation, cellular component: plasma membrane. Gene Ontology annotation, molecular function: odorant binding; olfactory receptor activity. Bases 1 to 1179 code for a protein of 392 amino acids. The transcript is spliced from 9 exons. The record is from RefSeq and is marked inferred. Lineage: Eukaryota; Metazoa; Arthropoda; Insecta; Hymenoptera; Pteromalidae.
AUGGAUAUUUUUCAGAGUUCUUAUUAUAUUCGCUGCAACAGAUAUUUAAGUUUCUGCGGACACUGGCCGUAUCAAAGUCUUAGAAAUCGAAUUCGUAAUUUCGUCUUGCUGAUGUUUUUGAUGAGUACUAUUUUAAUACCUCAAAUCAUCAAAUUUUGGCAGUUGCGACACAAUAUACAUGUUUUUGUUGCUGCGCUACCAUCGAUGCUUUACUACUGUGCUUUUCUAUUUAAAAAUUCGUUCAGUAUGUUACAAUCGAAAGAAAUUAAAAAGGUAUUAGAGAAAAUCAAAUCUGAUUUUCAGCGGUACAAAGACGAAGAUCUUAAAAUUCUUCACAAGUAUUCGGGCCAAGCUAAUAAAAUAAAUACUUUUUAUACGGUGUACAUGUUUAUGGCAGUCGGUGGGUACAGUAUGUUACCUUUGACUUUGCAUGUAAUGGAUAUUGCGUUGCCCAAAAAUGAAUCACGCUUACCAACCAAACCAAGACUGAUAAAUUACAACAUUGAAGCAUUUGACGAAAAUAUUUUUUUUAUUAUAAUUCAUGGAGUGAUCGUCGAUACGGCAGUUAUAGUUUUCAUAAUAGGUUUUGAAACAUUAUGUUUUAGUUUUUCGUAUCACGUGUGUGCCCUCUUUGUGAUAGUCACAAAUAAAAUACGAGAUUCCAUUGAUGAAAGGAUUACAAGCAAACAUUCUGAAGUCGAUCAAGAUAUCUUUUAUCGCAAUUUUGUUAAAAUAGUUAUCAUGCACAAAGACGCGUUAGAUUUUGUAGAUACAGUGGAAACUGCACUGUCUGUUCUUAACUUAUUCGCAAUUGGAUUUGCAAUGAUGCCUCUUACUAUCACAGGAUUCGAAUUUAUUUUGAGCAAAGGUAAUGUAGGCGAAAUGGCACGAUGGUCACUUUUCGCCUUCGGAGAAAUCGUUCAUCUUUUUUACUAUAAUUGGCCUGGACAAAAGAUAAGAGAUCAUAGCUUGUGCGUUUAUCAGUCAUGUUAUGCUAUCGAAUGGUACAAAGAAGAAAUCCCCGACAAAUGCAAAAAGUUGUUGAAUCUUAUGAUGCUCAGAGGUCAGAAACCAUGUUCGUUAACAGCUGGGAAGGUGUAUAUUCUUGGCUUAGAAAAUUUUGCGGCGGUAAUGAAAGUAUCCAUGUCCUACUUCACCGUUUUAUCGUCGGUAAUGUAA